Molecule: messenger RNA, 1816 nt
Organism: Guillardia theta CCMP2712
Lineage: Eukaryota; Cryptophyceae; Pyrenomonadales; Geminigeraceae
Exons: 1
Coding region: 1-1506 (501 amino acids)
Source: RefSeq, a predicted model, not a curated record
AUGCCUUCCGACACAAUCAACAGCCCUCGCUCCUGGCUGCCUCCCCUCACCUCCAAAUCCCAGCAGCUGAUCCUGAACAAGACCUUCAAGGGCAAUCCUGCUGAAGGAUCAGUCUUUGGAGGGACAGUCAAGCUGCAGAAGCUCUCAGAGGAAGACGAUGAGGAGGUCGACAAGUUCUUUGUGGAUCGCUUCUACCGCCUGCAGGAUCGCGGGAGCCGGAAGAUUAUUCUUGGAUGCAAGUACGAGUCGUCCAAGGGGGAAGGGAGGCUAAGGAUGGCCUUCGAACCUGACGGCAGUAGCAGCAGUGAGAUCUCGACCGUGAGCAUCGAGCGUAUCCUGUCCCUCGUGCAUGAUGCCGAGGGCGAGCGUGACUCGCUGGGCUCUGGAGAGAUUUUCAGGAGGAGGGUGGAGCUGCUCGCCGAGUGCUGCGGGUGGGUGGAGCUGAAGCAGAUGACGCUGAAGCAGCUUGCCCGAGCAGUCGAGCUUUACUUCGAGUCGUUCCAGGAGGUCCUGCUGGGAAGGCCGAUGCUCGAGGGAGCAACGGCUACUGUGAUGACGGACAAGGAGCGCGCUCCUCUGACCCCACAGCUGCUGCUCGCCAACCACAAGAGGAAGGAGGUAGAGUCUUGGAGGAACAAGAAGCGGGCGGAGGCCAGGAGGAAGCAAGUGGAGAUCGACGCUCUCGCCAAAUCGAUCGAGGAGGAGAACGCAGUCACAGCUGAGCUCAUUGUGUCCCCCAAGGCCUGGACGAGGAAGGGGCAGUUGGAGAUCGCAGAGAUGAAGAGGGCGACUCGGCUGAAGGAGGCAGACAAGGAAACGAAGGAGCGAGAGCUUGCGGCCAUCUCCAAGGAUGCAGAGAUGGAUGUGAAGAGUGUGUUGGAGGACAUGUGGAGGACGGCAGAGGAGGAGACGAGGAGACAAUAUGAGCUGGAGUACACCGCGCUCAACGAUAGCUUCAUCGAGCCGCGCGUGGGGCAGAGAGUCCGGCACACCGCACUCUUCCUCCAUCACCUGAGGAGGAAGGGAGGGCUGGACAAGUCCCUUGCUCCGGGCUCCUGCGAGCACCUCAAGAAGACUUCCUCCCGCUGGUUCGGCAACAAGACGUUCCAGGAUGGAAACUUCCCUGACAUUCCUGUGGGGGUCCUGGCGGACCAUGGCGGGGUGGGGACGGUGAAGGUGGUUCACAGGGAGGGAGAUCGGGUGCUGGUCUCGUGGGACAGGACUGGAAGGAUGGGGUGGUACAGUACCGGGUACAUGUGCAGGUACCACCUUGCCAUCUGCGAUCAGGACGAAGGGGUGGGGACGACAGGGUGUACGGAGGGGCUGACGAGCCUGCGGCUCAUGACCAACAGGGUGGACAUGCACUUCAGUGAAGCGGCGAUGAGGAAGGAGAUCAGAAAGCAGAACGCGUUGGGUACCACACGGGCGCUCCCAGACACUCAGAAGGAGGGGCAGAAGCACAUUGGAAGGGACUACGACAGGAUGAAGGGGACGGGAUACCUAUGAGUGGAUGUGGCGGGGUGGGGCGAGGGAGAGGGAGGGAGAGAGAUGUAGGAGGAGAGGGGCGAUUGAGCUCAGUUGUCAUGAGGGAUCAUCGAGUUUGGCAGAGACAGUGAUAAGACAUGAAAUGCAUUCAGCACGCAAGGCCAUUCUCUCAGUGUAAUCACCACAACUGUUCCUGAAAAUUAAAAAAGGACGCAAAAUUUAAUUCGCCAUACAAUACAACAAUCAAAACUUAUCUACAAAUACCGCCUCUCUCUCCCCCCUACAUGCUCAAGCACACUCAUGCCACGAUCCCGUCCGGUUUAGGUCCCAG